This is a messenger RNA of Mercurialis annua (annual mercury), 2180 nucleotides long. Its product is annotated as phenylalanine N-monooxygenase CYP79D16-like. The coding region runs from base 175 to 1803 and encodes 542 amino acids. NCBI's taxonomy places the organism in Eukaryota, Viridiplantae, Streptophyta, Magnoliopsida, Malpighiales, Euphorbiaceae. Gene Ontology annotation, molecular function: heme binding; monooxygenase activity; oxidoreductase activity, acting on paired donors, with incorporation or reduction of molecular oxygen. The record is from RefSeq and is a predicted model, not a curated record. The transcript is spliced from 2 exons.
GAUUUUCAAAGUACAAAAUAAAAACAGAGAAAAAAUCCCAAAAAAACACUCAAAACAUGUGACUAAUCUCAGAGAAUCCCUCGUUUUUUAUAUAUAUAAAAAAAAGUGAUUCUCUAGAGUCGGAACAACGGCCAUUUGUUUUAUUUUUUCUUUUUCUAUCUAAUUCUCGAAGCCAUGUCAAUCUCUACAGCUUGUAAGUUUCAGCACCAUACAACCAUGCAGAACAACAGUUGUAUACAAUUAGACAUCGCCCAUUUCAUGAUUUUUGUCUUGGCAAUCAUCAUAAGAUCUCACAGUAACAGUUUAAGAAACAAAUAUUCCAAACAACUCUCACUACCUCCUGGUCCAAAACCAUGGCCUCUCCUCGGAUGCCUGCCGACAAUACUAGCAAACAAGCCAAUCUUUCGAUGGAUACACAAUCUCAUGCAUGAAAUGAACACUGAAAUCUUAUGCAUUCGUCUCGGAGAUAUUCAUGUUAUCCCUGUCACCUCUCCGGAGAUUAGCUGCGAAUUCUUGAAAUCACAAGCUGCUAUAUUUGCUGAUAGGCCCUUAACCAUGUCAACCCGUCUCAUUACAAGCGGUUACCUGACUACGGCUCUUGUCCCCUUCGGCGACCAAUGGAAGAAGAUGAAAAGAGUAGUCGAAACACAACUGCUUUCGCCCGCGAAACAUAAGUGGUUUCACGGGAAAAGGCUCGAAGAAGGCGAUCAUCUCGUUCGCUACAUUCAUAACCAAUGCAAGAAAACGAUCGAAUUAGGCGGAUUAGUGAAUGUGAGAGUCGCUGCACAACACUACUGCGGAAACGUGAUGAGGAAGGUAGUGUUUAAUACGAGAUUCUUCGGAAACGGAACGAAAAAUGGGGGCCCUGGUGUUGAGGAAGAAGAGCAUGUUAAUGCAAUAUUCACCGCUCUUAGUCAUAUCUAUGCAUUUUGUUUGUCAGAUUACUUGCCAAGCUUAAUAGGGCUUGAUUUGGAUGGCCAUGAAAAAGUAAUGCGAAAUGCUAUAAGGAUGAUAAACAAAUACCAUGAUCCAGUGAUUGAAGAUAGGGUUCGACAGUGGAGGGAUGGCAUUAAAAAGGAAGAAGAUGACUUGUUGGACCUUCUCAUUACAUUAAAAGAUGCCACCGGCAACUCCGUGUUGUCAAUACAAGAAAUUAAAGCUCAAAUUACUGAAUUAAUUAUGGCAGCAAUAGAUAAUCCAUCAAAUGCAGUGGAGUGGGCAAUUGCAGAAAUGAUAACCCAACCAAAAUUACUUGACAAGGCAGUAGAAGAACUAGACAGAGUAGUAGGAAAAGAAAGGCUAGUUCAAGAAUCAGAUUUCAUAAACCUCAAUUACAUCAAAGCCUGCGCUAGAGAAGCCUUUCGACUCCAUCCCAUUGCGCCCUUCAAUCUUCCUCGUGUCUCAUUAUCCGAUACAAUGGUCUCUGGCUACUUUAUUCCGAAAGGCAGCCAUGUUUUGCUGAGCCGCAUGGGCCUCGGUCGUAAUCAUAAGAUAUGGGAUGAACCGUAUUUGUUUAAACCAGAGCGCCACAUCAAGAAUGAUGAUGGCUCGCAAAUGGUGCUCACGGAGUCUGAUUUCCGCUACAUUUCGUUCAGUGCAGGGAAACGAGGAUGUCCUGCUAUAACAAUGGGGACAUCGAUGACUGUAAUGUUAUUCGCUAGGCUUCUUCAAGGUUUCAGCUGGAGCGCUCCGCCUAAUCAAACAAAGGUUGAUCUAAUAGAGUCGAAAGAUGGCUUGGGACUUGCUAGGCCAUUGAUUGCACUCGCAAAGCCCCGUUUACCAGCACACUUGUACCCAACAUGAUGAAGCUGGCAGCAAAUAAUUAUGAGAAUUAGUCUGAACUUGGAACUUUUAAAGAUUUUGUCUCAUAGCUCGAAGUGAUCCAAAUAUUUUAUAGUCAAAAAAAAAAAGACACAUUUGUUCUCAGAGAACAGAUGGAGACGAAGAGGGCUUCGUCUGAUGUUCCUCCGACGGCCAGUAUUGGAGCUGGUCGCCGAGUUUUUGAAGAAAAAAAAUGAAAUUAUGAAAAAAAACAAAAGUACAUUUAGGUUCAUAAUUUAAAAUUUUAAAAGAUUUAGUUUGGAAAUUAUUGAAAAUAUUAAGGGUGUUUUUAAACUUUUUUCCUGAUAGAUCUAACUCUGUUAACUUUCAUAUCUAAUAGAAGGGUUUAUUUGUUCGAU